This is a messenger RNA of Peronospora matthiolae, 8268 nucleotides long. The record is from the annotation of a GenBank genome assembly. Lineage: Eukaryota; Oomycota; Peronosporomycetes; Peronosporales; Peronosporaceae.
AUGGCGCACCUAGUGCGCGCUUGGAGCUGGACGCGCCUCGACGGCCGCAACGUGCUGGCCAUGCCCACGCAGACCGAGAUCCGGCUCUAUGACAGCGACGAGUUCAUGCUGUUGUCCCGUCUCACGCCGUCCGGCCACCGCUCGCCCGUGGCGUUCGUGCGCUGGAGCGCCUUCCACGGCAAACUCGCGUCGCUCUCGGCCGAGCAGAUCGUUGUCCACGCGCCUCAGCGGGACGGUCAGCACCACCAACAGCAACUGCCCAGCAGCGUCCCGUUUGUCGUCGUGUGCUGCUUCCCGCUGGACGUGGUCCACACGAACAUCCGCAGCCUCGCGUUCUCACGGCACGCAGCUGAGCUGCUUUUCUGCGGCCGCCACGUCGGACAAAUUGGGAAACUCGACGUGCGGGGGAAUCAAGACGCUGGUCGUGACCAUGCGCUGGUGUUAUGGCAAGUGGAAGAGCGAGGAGUUGACGUGGCCAAGUACUCGCCCAGUGCGUUUGUGUUUGCGACGCUGCGGACGAACGAGCGAGCGGUGCAAGUAUGGCGAAUGAAGAGACGAGUAGGCGAAGCAAACGACAGGCAGACGCUGGACCGAGUGGAGACGCUGUCGCAUGCGGCGCCUGUGGUCUAUUUGUCGUGGAAACCUGCGCGAACGCAGUGGCACUCGGCGCUGGAGUCGGACGGGACGACGAAAGCACAAUAUUUUGAACCUGUGCGGAUCCUCUUGACGUGUACUGUAACGAGGGCGGUGUGUAUAUGGACCGAGAGGGAGGACGAGCGCGAUGGCGUGUGUUUUGACUGCGUGCUGACGGUUGCACCGACGUUCUUGAUGCACAAUGUGCGCUGGGUCGUGUCAAAGAACCGAAACAUUAGUGAGGAGAAUGGGGUUGUUGCUACAACUGACGUAGGCGUGACAACGUCAACGUCGCCUACUGUGGAGGAAACGUCGCUUGAGAUUCAAUUUUAUGGCGAAAACGAUCGAUGUGAUGCUGAUAUGGGCGUGGGGAUUGCAGACGUGUGCGUCGUGGCCUACAUUUCACAAAAUUACACCGGAAUGCCCUCGAAGCUUGGUAUUGUGCUCCAACGCAUGGAUCAUAUUAUCAUGUCGUUUCACAUUGCAGUAGGAGAGGGAGAUCAGCCGUCGCACGUUGUAAAAAAGUCGUGGUACCGAAGUCACCUUGGCUCUAUUUCAGCAUUAUCGGCGCAUCCGUCGUUGCCCCUGAUUGCUAGCGUGGAUGCACAUGCAUCCGAAUGCGACGGCGCUCGAAGGUAUGACGUUCUCGUGUACUGGAUUUCGUUUUCCGCGUUUUCUGCGGAAUCGCAGCUAAUUCCAUCGGGUGUGCUGCCUUGCGACAAGGAUAGCGGUAACGUGCUGUGUGUUCAAUGGGUACCGACGCUCCACUUCGACGCCACGCCUCUACUUCUCGUUGUUUUUGACUCAGGUGUUAUAGAUGUGUACAGUCGGUCCGCCGAAGCCGAUGUUUCAGUUGUGUCUUCUCCGAGAUUGCAAUUGCUUCGGCAGCAGCAGCAGGAACGUACUUGCUCUUCGAGUCCAUCGGGUUCUGAAUAUGAGGUUUCGUGUGGAAAACCAAGUAGUUUAGCGCUCGAUAUUGAAUUUGAGGAGAAUGAGGGAAAGCUGAUCGUUCGACGGAAUAGUUCCAGCAACAAGUACCUUCGGGACGUGGUCGUGGGCGAUGAACUUGUGGACAUCAACAACGAAGGCGUUGUGGGGAAGAAGGUGAAAGACGUCAUGGCCAUGUUUGAUUCAAUCCAACCGGGUGCAGCCCUGCUCAUGCGUUUUCGAGUCGUUGACGCGCGAAAUAAUUUGACAACAAAAACAGCACCAGCUACACACAAAACCGCUUCUGGUUCAACAGCGUCUGUUCCGUUUCAGCCGACGUUCAGCAGCGGCGAGGAUCUAAAUGAUCCGAAGCACACAGUUGAAGAGCAUCAACAAUACGUCACGUCAUCGCUUGAGAACCACUACCUGCAUGAUCUGCAUGGUAUUGACAACACGGUUCGCGUAGGUGCGGUGUCGAUGUAUGGUGGUUGGAGACAGAUGUUUCAUAGGAAAGUGCAACGUGCACUGUCGUUGCUCUGUGUUUGUCCAUUUUACGCGGACGAUGGUGACUACGUACCAAACUCUGUGUUAAUGUUCGGCAUAGAAUCAAUACCAGGGAAGCUUUGCAUGUGGAAAGGUGUGCAUAAUGGCACAGAUGGGUCGUUUGAAUUGCUUCCUCUUCAAGUCCAAGAUGUAGCGGUGAAGAAGAAAGCCAACAUCACUGCGAUUGCCGGUGAAAGGGACUACCGUCAGCGAGCAUUUUCGAGCAAGAGAGCUCAAGGCCGCAACAGUCUAAACUCGCUUGUUUUCAUUGGUGAUGCAGCCGGCUUUAUUGAGCACUGGCGAUGUCAGGUUAUCGGAAACUCUAUUCACUUUACAAUGAUGAGCUCUCACCCUGUUUGUGGAAGCAGCAAUGUUUCUUCGUUUGAUGAUCAUCCGACGACCGAGUCGUUGGGGCCGUUCUGUCGACGUGGAUAUGUAUAUGCUGAUCGAGUAACAGGUUCUAGUCAGAGCGGAGAUGCAGUCAUGGUGGCUGGUAGUGUCGGUCAUAUCGAAGUGGACGAUCCAAAUCGCCUGGCUGUACUGCGUGUAGAUCGACCCGAUGAGUUACAUAUAUUUGAGGCGGAGUCUGGGCUUGGAAUAUUACGCGCAGAAGACUCAAUUACGUCAAAUGGCCGAGGGAACAUUUUGGGUUUUAACUGGUGCAAUUCGCAUGUCGAGUUUAAUAUCGAUGCUCUCGCAGUAAGGUACAAGCAUGCAACAGUGAUGUAUCAGUACGAUACGACUCUACAUCGCUGGUCGCAAAUUGGCGAUGACAUAGUAAGCCCACUACCUCUGUUCGAUUGUACGCGAGAUUCGUCCGCUUUGUUGGUCGGAGGGGGUAUUCGCAAGGACGCGCAACUUGAUCGGUCGUCAUUCGAACCAAUAACCAACGAAAUGCCUGUGGUUCUUGGUAAGUGGGAUGAGCCAGGAAGUCAUUUACAGCGCUCGAUGGACUGGAAAGCGGCAGAGUCCCCACAAAAGCUGCCUAUGUGGCAUCCUUACGUACUUCUCACGACAAUGUUUGGCAUGCAUGCGCGCGUUGGAGAAAAGGAUACGUCACUUGCUGGUGACCGUGCAUCCUACGCAUUUUCCAGAGCUUUCAGUGAUGCGACACAAAUGCUGAAGCUACUUGCCAGAGUGCUGCAAGAUAAGCAUUCUGCUCAGGCGAGUGCCUCCAGUGGAGUGUUCUCGUACACUAGUCCAGAACAAGCUCCAGAAGCGGCUGCGAAGCAAGCUGAAUCGGGGCGUGUUCGUGGGCUGGAUUACGUUGGUCGAUAUUCGACAUUAAUCCAUCGAAGCGAUAAGAUCGACAAAGCCGAAAACCUUUUUACUGCUCCUGCGAGUAACAGCAGUCGACGAAGACAAACUUUUGAUCAAGAUAAAUCUUUUCUUGACGAGGAGGAUCAUCGCACUUUGGCACCAGACGAAGCAGCAGUGAUUGUGGGAGCAGUUGAUUCUAUGCUGUUAGGCAAAGUACAUCCGUUGCAAGCAAACGCGUCCGUGAUAUUCGCCUCGUUUGGCGAAGAACAUCUUGUGGAGAUGAAGGCGCUCCUGAGCUUUGUCGAUGUAAUCCAGUCACUAGGUUUUGAUUUGGACGCUUCAGCUGCAGAUCUGGGUGCAAAGCGCUAUUUUUCAAUGUGUCUGUUUGCGAAGUCUUUACGAAGUGUAGUACGUGCACACGUUGGUAAUUGCACUAGUAAUCCGCAAAACGGGGAUCCUGAUCCGUUUUCAGCCAAAUUAAACUGGAGGAAUAUGCAUAGCGAGUGCGAGGAUUGUUCUUGGUCGCCAAGUUUGGAGGAGACUCCUUCGUCAGGCCUAUUGUGGGCCUUACACUCGGACGCGCAACAGUUUUUGUGGGAACAUUGUAUUGAACCUGGCAUGCUGUGGGACGAUAUUCGUCCUCAGUGGCUAGGACUUUGGAUCAAGGAUGUUCAAGACUUGCGGGGGAUAGUGGAAAGAUUUGCGAAAGUUUCGUACAUGCGAUCCAAAGACGCUAUGGAAGUGUGUUUGCUUUACGUGGCAUUAGGCAAGAAAAACGUGUUAAGUGCGCUGGCGAAGAUUUCUCAGUCGCAGUCAAACAAGAGACUAGCCUCGUUCUUGGAUAAUGAUUUUUCUGAAAAAUACUGGAGCAAUGCAGCAAUAAAGAACGCGUAUUCGCUUCUCAGCAAGAAACAGUACGAAGCAGCAGCAUCUUUUUUUCUCCUGUGCGAGCCACCACGUGUUCAGGAUGCAAUUCGUGUUCUAUCGGUCCGUCAAGGAGACCCAAGUUUGGCAUUGAUUAUUUCGAGGCUUGUAGAAUUCCGUGUCGACUACAACGAUGCGUUUAAUAGUCAACGGGGGAUCACACCGGCAGGGGUCACCACGAAACAGCUGCUGGAACAAGACAUAUUGCCUCUUUUUCGCCGAAAGCGUGAUGUGUGGUUGGAGAGUUGUGCGCUAUGGUGGCUAGAAGAUUUCGAACAAGCGUGGGCUGUCUUGCUUCCACAAUUUCAGAACGUCGAUGUUUGCCGAGAAAACAAGUUGACGCUUCCAACACAGGACAGCCUCCUUUCCAACGUGAUGCGAGCGACGCACUUCUAUGUCAACUUAACGUCUCUCACUAUCUAUUUUCAGCAUCUGCACUCGAACGUUAAUUCCUCUUUACUGAGCUGGGCCAAGAAAAAAAUGCAUCAAAGAGUAUUCCCCGACACCUCGGCGUCAUCAGCCAUGGCCUCGUCGGGAAAGAGGCGCUUACAGCUUGCUUCGACCGCCGACAUCGAACAUGCGUUUUCGUUCGCUGCCUACGUAUGCAAGCGAAAUGGACUGAGUGAUACUGCACUUGUAGAAAUGCUUCAAGCGCGACAUCUAAUCAAUCUUCACGCGCGCUUUGAGAUAUCAGCUAUUGAAGCCAGCAAUGAUGUAAGUAGCAAUGCAAAACUGGAAGAUGAUCCCACAAGUCUAUCUGAAGAUCCUACUUUCGAGAAGAAUCAGGGUUUGCGAACAAGCUGGGGACGCGCGGAUAAGCCGUCGAGCUUUACCUCUCCGAUCGCUAACCGAUCAGCGAGUCGAGCAGCUUGGAUCACACCGCGGAGGCGAAUGAGCUUUAUGGACACAGUUUGUCUGCCACGUGUGGAGGUACAGGUGACAGAAAAGAAGGCACCACCUCGUCGGGCGCGUGCAAGCUCCCUAUCGUGGAAAUCGCUGCAAUCUGAUAAGCCUAUUCCUACAGCACCGUGGCUACAGACGCAAAUUGCAGAUAUCGAGUGUAGGCGAUGGGCAUCGUCCGCAUUUGUUGGUAAAAUGAUUGGCAUUCGAGUGGCACGCGAGAUGAUCAGCCAUUUCCGCGCCGAGCUGGAUGUGUAUUUUCGGCAUGGUCAUGACAACGAUUCGUCCGUACACGCUUCGGCCAUUGCAACGACUUUAGGUCAACGGCACCACCAUCGCGUUAAGCUUCACAGAAAGUUCUUGAACGAGUUGUGCACCCCCCUUUGUGAGCAGUUUCAAGUGGACCGUAAAUAUGUGUACGAAGCGGGGCUAGCUGUGAUGCAUCCGCACGCGCACCUACACAUCGUCGAGGUCUGUUUCCUUUUAUCAGAACUGGAGAGAGCAUCAACUUUGCGCAAAUGGAUCGAGUACGUGUCGUUGUCGAUGCUGCAUUCAUGCUCUACUUUCGCUUCGUGUAGCAUCGCUGAGGAUGUGCAUCGCGACUGGGAAAGCCUCACCAUUCAGCUAUGUUACAUCCUCAACCUCGACUCGCAGGGACAGAUCUGCGUUCCGCCUCAAGUGGUCACGCACAUUAGUGUUGCGGUACGAACUGGAAUUAUCUUUUUGGGUUGGGCCCGGAAUCGGUCCGAUAUAGUUCGCCAGGCUCUCGCCCUGCCAUUCUGUCCGCACGACACUGCCAACAGCGCGUCCACAGGUGACUCUGGUCCUUCCUUGAGCUCUUUCGCAUUCGAGAAAAAUCUGCACUUGUUGUGCAGACUGUUGGAAAUAUCUGCUGCAAAUAAGCGAGAAGUCCGCAAGACCCGGAUCUUUGAAGGGAAAUUGGGAUACACUUUUCUUGGUGCUGUUGCGACACGUCGAGCGGGCGACGACAAUAUAUCACUGCUGUCUUGGGGUGGCGUUGAAACCUCAGCGAGUCAGAAUCAAUAUAAGAUUCGGAAGAUGUACACUCUAGUUUUGAUGGUGUCUGUGCUCCGCACGCUGUACGCACGGGCCACCGUUUUCCUCAACACGUAUCGAGAAACUCAUGACGACGACGACAAAGAGGUUGUUGAAGCAGACAUUGCAACGUCGUUGUUUAUUCCUCAAAAACUAUGGAAAGCGCUAGGUGGAGGACCCUUGGAAGGGCUAAAGCAGUGGUAUGCACUCAUCGAGUCUCACUUGAGAUGCGAGUUUGAUUAUAACGUGAACGAAGUACCGUGUCUGUGUGGCCUCUAUGGCCUGGAUACCACAGCAUUUCAAGAAGCUGCGAAGAGAGGAACGAAACAGCCGAGAUGCCAAGAAAAUUGCGGCGGCGAUGGUGAGAAGUCUAUCAACAAUGGCGUUUCGUGCGGGAGCAUGAUUGAUCCUGACGGCGGUAAGAAGAUGAAUGGUACCGCGUGUGCUUCCCCGUCUGAGUUCAGUGCACAUAAAGCGGCUGGUGAUGACAGUCCAAGUCGUCUGCAGACUUUCCUUAACGAGACGGGAAUGGGCGCUGAACUACAUACGGUAAUGGUGAACGCAAGUGACGAUUACAUUCUGUUGCUGAUGCAGAACGCAGACUUCGGUGUGCGAACAACCUUGCGACGUUUUCGCUUGGACCCUCGGGUGUACGUGAAAAGCUUUGUGCUGCAAGAUGCCUUCAGUUGGUUUGCCUGCCACGACAUUUUUAGCUGCGCUACCAAAAUUGACUCCAGUCGAGGAGCUCACGCAUUCUUGAGUCGCUGUUGCAAAGAGCGAAAACUGCGAUUACUAGUGACUCACCGAGGUGGGGACACUCAGAUGUUUCCGUUCGAUCGUCAACACUCUCAUUUGCACCACAAAAAUGCUGCUGGUACUACUUUAGCUUCGAGUGUGCAACCACUAUCCCGAUCACAAUCGGCAAGUGCAACGGGACCACCUGAAAGCGAUGUGACCCUGUCACAGUCGCAAUUUCCAAACGAGAUCGCUGCAUCGGAACGUCGUGAUACCGAUUCUCUACCAGAGGCUACGUACUUGCAGUCGAUGAUAUUUGUCGACCCAUGGGAAGUUGAGGCGGAGCAUAAUGUGCGACGAUACAUGCAUAAUGGUCAUCCUCCACUACAUGUGGAGCUUGGAUGGAACCGCUUAAGCCCAGUUUGUUUGGAAACUUGCGACGGAAUUGUCACCUCAGUCUUUGAGGACCCUGACUUGGUGACAAUGUGGAAAGCUACAGCUGGAGAAAGCUGGCUUGUGACGGCCAUUACCCAUUACCAGCUGGAUGGUCUUCACUCGUAUCGCACACUUUACCAGCACGUAGAGCGUGGUCUUGCUGGGCAAGAGGAGCUAAGAAUCCCUUUUCUCGUUGAGGUCUACUCGCGGUGCCAACGAAAUGCGAUGUUUGAGGAAGCGGGUCUGCCCCAUCGGUUCGUUGGAGUUGUCAGUGUGGAAUUGGUUGAAGCAAAGGAUCUGAUUGCAUGCAGCUGGAUAGGGACGUGGAGUGAUCCAUUUGUGUUCUUGCAGCUAGGUCACUCGAAUGAUGAUCUGCAGGAGACAGCAGACGAGUGGAGUCUUCGAACAUAUCGGAGCCCAGUCGGCAAAGGCGGCGUCAAUCCGCAAUGGAGCACGGCGAAUAACAAAUACGUAUUCCGCUUUGCUAUUCCCACACACAGGAAGCACACGGCUCGUACGGCCAGAGGCCUUCACUUUUCCGGAGGUGAAGAGAGUGCACGCGGUGGUGACGCAAAGGACGGUCACGUGAUUUCACAACUGUGGGCUGCUGAUGUCAACGACCGGAAUCGAGCUGCUGUGGUUGCUUUGGAGAAGCUGCUUCCAUCGGCGUUCUCUGGUCCGCCAGCAUUGCUGCGGUGCACCAUGUACCACGAGAACAAGGUCCCUCUUGACGAGCUUACGUGCAGCAACCAGAUGGACUGCUGGUUGCCGCUUGAAGACACAAUGAGCGGCUCCUUGCAUGUGAGAAUCUCUCUGUCGUUUCAGCUCAUGUGUUCGUCCACGGCUGAUCGGUGA